Messenger RNA from Solanum dulcamara, 639 nucleotides. Its product is annotated as lectin-like. Lineage: Eukaryota; Viridiplantae; Streptophyta; Magnoliopsida; Solanales; Solanaceae. The transcript is spliced from 3 exons. The record is from RefSeq and is a predicted model, not a curated record. Bases 1 to 639 code for a protein of 212 amino acids.
AUGAAUUGUCCAAUACUUCCUAAAAAAACAAAACCAAAGAACAACAACAAUAGCAGCAGCAAGAUCGGUUGCCUUCCGCAUAACUUGGAAGAAAUCUCACAAUAUCCAGAGCCUACUAUGGAAGUACUUUUGGACGGACAAAUUAGGUAUUGGAUUGAUAAAAGGACAAAGGCAAAAUGCUUCUUCUUGUAUGCCAAAAAUCUACAUGUCCUAUGGUCAGAAGAAAGCAGUAAGUGGAGUCUUCCCCAAUACAAGGAGCAUCCAAGUGAUCAACCAGUUCAAGUUUAUGAAAUGGAAACAGUUCUAUCACUAGCUGUUGGUGGAAGUUUUGAUGCAACAAAGCUUUCACGGGGAGUAGAGUACAAAGUUUCACUUGUGGUGUUAUUGAAGAAAUUUCUUUCAGGAUGGGAAUUUCCACUGCAAACAAUACUUGUUAAGCCAGAUGGUACAAAAGAAAAUCAAAGUAUUGAAGAUCUUAUGGAAAAACCAAAAAGGGAAUGGAUAAAAAUUCAACUAGGGACUUUCAUCAUUCCACAAGAGAUGGAAAGUAUCACAAAUUUGGAAUUCUAUGUGCAUGAAAGGAAAGGUAGAAAACUUAAGAUGGGACUGGUCAUCAAAGGUGUUGAAAUUUCUGUCUAA